UACAUUUUAUAGUCCAUGGGAAUGUUUAUUAGAGUUUACUGAAGUGACUGACAAACAGGCGUGUGGCAGCCUGGCACAGUGGCGGUGUUGUGAUGCACGCGGAUGUGUUGUGGUGGUGACUGGUGAUAGUUAUUACUGCUGCCAGCUAGCCUUCUGUGAGUCUAUGGUGAGGGAUGAGCCGUAGAGGUGUAGCAGCUCCUCCGUGCCUGCCAGACUGAGGGUUUAAACAGGCUGCGAAUAGUACACGGGCGGUCUUCCUUGGCGGGGAGUGAGUGAGGUGGUGGUGACGCUCCGUGACGGACACUAAGGAACCAGGAGGGACAGCGCCACAGCGGAAGUGUGUCAAGGAAGAUGUUUCAACGGCCGCGUGCAGGGGAGACGGAGGAGGACCUGAUGCUGCAGCAGGAGCAGCUGGUGGCCCAGGGCAAGAUGCAGCCUUCCGUCAAACUGGUCAGGCCGGACAAGCGCAAGACUGAGGACGGCUCCUUGCCAGAGCCGGCAAGUAGUAACGCCCCAAGAUCCAAGUUUGCACAGGACCGUGCCAACAAGAAGAAGAAGGAAAGCAUCAAGGACCAGACUGUCUUGGCUGAGAGUGUGCACAGGAUACCCAGGGCAGCAGUGUUGGGUCAUGUGGUGGAACGAAAGGCAGCCUUGCGUCCCUCAGCCCCCAGCCUGGCCCAAUGGUGCCCCCACCCCAGCCCCCAUGGCUUCCCUCAGCCCAGCGCCCUCCACACCCUGGCAAAUGAUGGAACGGAAGACUCGGACAAAGCAGGAGUUAAGGGCAGGGCGAAAAAAUCUUUGUACAUGAGGGAGUUGGAGCGGCAGGGACUGGUUGGCAGAGGCAGGGAUUCCACCACCACCACCACUGCUGUCACUGCCCCACCAGCCACUCCAGACCCCAGCAUAGUAGCUCUAGGCAGCAGCAGCGUCAUCAUUCGAGGGGACGGCGUGUUGAAGGAAAAAUCAGAGGUGGACAAAAUUCAUCAGGAGAACUUAAGCCGUCUGUCUGCCAUGACUCACCAGGAACGCAUGAGGGAGAGGGAGGAGCUUCUGUCUUGCCUGUCGGAGGAGCAGAUCGCCUUCCUCCGCUCCCUCAGGCAAGGCAGGAGGAGGCAGGGCACAGGGGGCGAUGAGGCAGAGGCAGAGGCAGGGGCAGGGGCAGGACGUGAAGUGACACCUAUGGAAUGUUCUGAGGUGCAGGGAAUGAAUGUAAAGGAAGAAGGGAUUGGUGGUGAGACAGAAGGGAAUGAAGAUGGUGAAUUUGAGAGAGCAGCUGCAAGAACAGAAGAAAAGGAGGAGAAAGAUAACGCAGCAUCUUCCGACUUGCCCAUACCACCGAAGGAAGCUGAGAAAUGGGUGCACAUGGACAAGGUUGAGAUGGAGAAGCUGCAGUGGAUGACCUCCAUGCCGCCGCCAAGACCACUCCAGGACAACGAGGGCUUUGUGGCAAGGUUUGACUUCAAGGGUGACAUCCUCCCAUACUCUGCAGACAUCUCCUACCGCCAGGCACUGCAUCACCACGGGGAGGAGCCAGGUCGGCCCGGCUACUCUCUGGAUGAGAUCUUUGUAAUGGUGCGGUCACAAGUCCUGCAGCAGCGUCACCAGGGCCUCCAGAUGCUGGCCAAUAUUUUCCGCAACGCCAAGGAGGGACUCUAUGAUCGGUGCACCAACCCUCCUCUCAUACAGCUGGCGAUAGAGGCAGGUGUUGUGCUGCUGCUGAGGUUUGCGCUGGAUGACCCGUCUCACCUGGUGUACCGGGAGGCAGUGAGGGGCCUGCAUCACCUGGUGGCCAGCGACCCUGAUGAGCUGUGCCUGGCCCUCGCACACCCCUGGACUCCUGGUGGCCUGGAGCCGGGGGUGGCCAGCGAGGUGCAUGCCAGUGAUAAGACCCGACAGGAGCUGGACAAGGAAGAGCAGGAUCUUCGAGACCAUGAGGUGAUUAAGCUGGAUGUUGUUCGUGCCCUCGUCAGGAUGGACACCCUCGUCAGGCUCAGAUACUUGCUGGAGAAGGUGCGGCCCGAAGCACAAACCGUCAUUGACAUCCUGGCCAUCCUGACCCGUGUGGCCAGACACUCCCUCACAGCAGCGUGGAGUCUGGCAUCCACCCCAAGGCUCCUCUCCGUCAUCCUGGACUCCUUCCUUCCCCACAAUGUGUCAUCACUUCUCACCGGCGCCUCCGUUGCCUCCAUGUCCUCUGUGUACGGUGUGCCCCUCAGACACGCCCUCCACCUGCUGCGGGUGUUGGCUGGCAAGGGACGGCAGUUGGCAGCACUGCUGGUAAACACGUACCAGGUGAUGGACAGGCUGGUGGUGUACGUGUCCCUGGAGCCCAGUGAGGUCAGUCUGCCGCUGCAGGAGGCACUCAUGCUGAGCCAGGAAGCGUACUCCCUUUGGUCCGUCCUGCUGACCUAUGGACUUAGCAAGCCAGUGGAGGCAGUGGCCAGCUUCUACCCAAUGUUUGUGCGGCAGCUGGUGUUCUACCGGGACAAGGUGUCGCUCAACCAGGACCAGGACAACAACAAGUUCAACUAUGACGUCGGCGCACAGAUGGUGGCAGCACUGGGCCGGGCCGUGGAGGUGGCCGCCACUCACUCCCUGCUGGAGGCGCGGGCCAGGUUGAACCAGGGCACGGUGGCUGAGGCUGACGGCAAGAUGGUGGUCCUGCCGCCACCGCCACUCACCUGGGCACACCUGCAGGACCUGCCACACCUGGUGGAGACCUGCCUGGCCAAGUGGCUGUCACAACUGGCGCGGGACGAUUGCCGCCCGACCUUCUCUGGCCUGAGGCUCGUUGGCAGCUGCUGCACAUUCCUUACAGCGUACUACUCCCGCUGGAAGGAUCAAACCUCUUACAGUCACCAGGAGUGUCUGGCCAGAACUGAAAAUUUGUACAACACCAUCAUCUCACCGUUCAUCAGCUCCCCUGCCUUCAUGCAGCUGCUGGCUGUACUGCCCGCCCACUCCUCCCUGUGCAGCGGCCUGCAGCCCGGCACAUCCCGGGACCCCAUCAACCUGGGCUCUCUGGGCUGCGUCACCCUGGGAGGGACAGUGGUGCCCCUCAUCCAGUCAUCCUCGCCCUUUCCCCUGCUGUUGCCCUUCAGUAGCUUGCUCCUCACCCUGAACACCCUGCACCCUGCCCUCAUACACCCCACACCAGACAGACUGCUGGAGUCUGAGCAGGUUGCCACAUACCUGGAGAAGAUGUGUGUGUCCCCACGCCGCCUUGCACCUCACUGGCUGACCCGUGCUGAGGUGUACUUCCUGGCCAACACUCUGCAGCUGGCUGGCACUUCAGCAAGCGUUGGCAGUGCAAGGAAGGUGUUGUUCCAUGAAGCAGCUCUGUCUCUCCUGCCGUGCAUCCAUAAAGGUGAUGAACAUCUGCUCAAGGAACUCCUCACCAAGGUGAUAUGUGUGCCUGAGUUCACCUGUGACCUUGCUGAGGUGGCUCGAGGGAUUGGUGACAUGAGCCUGAGUGACUAUGAGCCCCUCAGGUCCCCAGCCCUCCACCAGCCAGCCCUCACUGCCUCCCAGAUGACCUCCAGCGUGUUCCAGUCCCUGACCUCCAUUGGGAGUGAACUCGCUGCUGCUCUGGUGACCAAGAAGGAGGUGGUAGCCAGUUCAGUCCUAGCGGGCCGGGUACCCUUUGCCACAAACAGCAUCACUAUCAGCCAUGUGGAAGAUCCCCUCAUCCUGGACCAGUUCUGGCCGCUCACGCCCCUCAAGUAUGCCUUCAAGGACAGGUGGGUGCCCUGCAAGGAAGGGGAAGGCACCCAAUCCAAGCCUGAGGACAUCCUGACGGUGACACGCUGCCUUCAGAUGGCCUACAUGGGUCUGAAGCACCGGUCACGUAUCUUGCUUCCUCCGUCAGCUGCCUCUCACUCCUCCUGGCUGCAGCACCUUUCUCUGGCCUUCCUGUCUGCUAGUGACCUUUUCCUUGACCCAACCAUUAGCUCCUACCUGCAGGGAUGUGUGGUGGAGCUGCUGGGGAAAGGAGGUUAUGCCAAGAUGACGCUGCAGCAGCCCAUCGAAGGCUUCUCCUCCACGUCUGACUGGUACCGCAACCUGGUGGAUCAGUACCAGGCUGUCUCCUACGGCGACUCCACCUUUGCCCUGUUUCUCAUUGUGCCCCUGCAGCAGCAUUGCCCCAAGGAGUUCCGCACUACACUUUGGGGAGAUGCGUGUGAUGCUCUCCAGUUCCUGUACCUUAGUCCAGAACAGGUGAGGCGGUUCAUCCCAUUGGAACAGUUCCUGGAACCACCUGAGGAGGAUGAGGGUCUCAUCACCAGGUACCGUGCAGCAGUCGGUACCGGCACCAUCACUGCCAAGAGGAAUCCAUUGGUGCACACCAUCGCAGAGCACCACGCACGGCUCUUCCUUAGCCAUGCCGUCGAGACCAGAUGAGGCUGCCAGCACCUUCCAUGAUGGCUGACACUCACACAUUCAUCACCGCCUCAGCAUUCCUAGGGUCGUUACUUGCAGUGCUUCCUGCUGCACGUACAGGGACUGCUACGUGUCGGCCAGAGGGCUUCUUGUAGCUUCCCUUGUUUUAUUAUGUUCUAUUUCCGUUUCACUUUACUCUCCUCUCACUGUUUGCAUUUUAUUUAUUUGUUUAUUAUUUCUAUAUUUAUUUAUUCAGCAUUUUUUGUAAAGGUGUAAAUGGUAACACAUAAGUCAACAUUGGGGGCACUUCUGUCUUAAUGACUCAUUGUGACACUUGUUAUGUAGAGGGCAGGUGUGAGGCAGCACGGGGACGUAAUUGUUCAGGGGGGAAGCACAACUUACCGCUUGUCCUCCUGUGAUCCAUGAUGACCUGCUCUGCCUGUGUCAUAGAGGUGGUGACCCUAGAUACUCCAGGCAAGGAAUAUUGUAAGUCUCUCUCUCUCUCUCUCUCUCUCUCUCUCUCUCUCUCUCUCUCUCUCUCUCUCUCUCUCUCUCUCUCUCUCUCUCUCUCUCUCUCUCUCUCUCUCUCUCUCUCUCUCUCUCUCUCUCUCUCUCUCUCUCUCUCUCUCUCUCUCUCUCUCUCUCUCUCUCUCUCUCUCUCUCUCUGAGCUGCAUGACUCCACAAAGAAGCAACUUUAUCAAUUCCUACAUUUUUUUUUUUUUUUUUUUUUUCCAGUGUUGAAACAAGGAUGAUGUACAAGACACCACUAUGGAAGCUUUGUACAGGGAUCAUCAUGUCUGCUGGUCUCUUGUGGCUUACUUGUGUUGUAUGUGUGUACUAACUAGUGGUGCUGCUGAAGGAGAGAGUGCUUCCUGUGAUAAAUCUAUAUACUGCACAUAAAGCUCUGAGUACAAG
Molecule: messenger RNA, 5296 nt
Organism: Portunus trituberculatus (swimming crab)
Lineage: Eukaryota; Metazoa; Arthropoda; Malacostraca; Decapoda; Portunidae
Product: RNA polymerase II-associated protein 1-like
Exons: 12
Coding region: 352-4401 (1349 amino acids)
Biological process (GO): transcription by RNA polymerase II
Cellular component (GO): nucleus
Source: RefSeq, a predicted model, not a curated record